Rotaria sp. Silwood2 is the source of this 1380-nucleotide messenger RNA. The record is from the annotation of a GenBank genome assembly. Lineage: Eukaryota; Metazoa; Rotifera; Eurotatoria; Philodinida; Philodinidae.
AUGGCUACAAGAUCAGCACCAAAAGAUGAAGCUAUUAUCGAAAGUAAGAUGAUUGUUCAAGAAUAUGAACGAGCUGUUAUACUUCGUCUUGGUCGUAUUUUACCAGGUGGUGGUAAAGGACCUGGUCUAUUUUGUAUUUUACCUUGUGUAGAUACAAUAGUUAAAAUUGAUUUACGAACGGCAACAUUUAAUGUUCCACCACAAGAAGUUUUAACACGUGAUUCAGUAACUGUAUCAGUUGAUGCAGUUGUUUAUAGUCGAGUUUUUAAUCCGGUAAUUAGUGUAACAAAUGUAAAAAAUACUCAAUAUGCAACACAAUUACUUGCACAAACAACAUUACGAAAUAUACUUGGUACAAAAACUCUUCAAGAAAUUCUUAGUGAUCGUGAAGCUAUUGCACAAAAUAUGCAAGUUCAACUUGAUGAAGGAACUGGUCCAUGGGGUGUGAAAGUUGAACGUGUUGAAGUUACGGAUGUUCGUUUACCUCAAUCAAUGCAACGAUCAAUGGCUGCUGAAGCUGAAGCAACUCGUGAAGCUCGUGCAAAAGUGAUUGCUGCUGAAGGUGAACAACGAGCAUCAAGACAAUUAAAAGAAGCUGCUGAUGUUAUUGCUGCAUCACCAAUUGCUUUACAAUUACGAUAUUUACAAACUUUAACACAAAUUGCUGCAGAAAAAAAUUCAACAAUUGUUUUUCCAGUUCCAAUUGAAUUACUCAAUUUGGUUGUUCAAGAAUAUGAACGAGCUGUUAUUUUUCGUCUUGGACGAAUUCUACAAGGUGGUGCGAAAGGACCUGGCCUAUUCUUUAUUUUACCAUGUCUGGAUAGUAUUGUUAAAGUUGAUUUGAGAACAACUACAUUUAAUGUACCACCACAAGAAAUUUUAACACGUGAUUCAGUAACAAUCUCUGUUGAUGCUGUUGUUUACAGUCGUGUUACUGAUCCGACUGCCAGUGUAACGAAAGUAAAUAAUGUUCAUUCUGCAACACAAUUACUUGCACAAACAACAUUACGAAAUAUACUUGGUACAAAAACUCUUCAAGAAAUUCUUAGCGAUCGUGAAGCUAUUGCACAAAAUAUGCAAGUUCAACUUGAUGAAGGAACUGGUCCAUGGGGUGUGAAAGUUGAACGUGUUGAAAUUACGGAUGUUCGUUUACCUCAAUCAAUGCAACGAUCAAUGGCUGCUGAAGCUGAAGCAACUCGUGAAGCUCGUGCAAAAGUGAUUGCUGCUGAAGGUGAACAGCGAGCAUCAAGACAAUUAAAAGAAGCUGCUGAUGUUAUUGCUACAUCACCAAUUGCUUUACAAUUACGAUAUUUACAAACCUUAACACAAAUUUCAGCGGAAAAAAAUUCAACAAUUGUUUUCCCAAUACCUGGUACUUAA